AUGCGCUUCAACGAGGCUCUUGACGAGCAGCAAAGGUUCUACAGACAUCAAAAAGCCUUUGUGGACCGAGCGAUCCUGGAUGCUGCAGAAACGGAACGGAAAAAUCAUGACGAGAGCGAACGAGCCAUUGUUAGAGGGGAGCUGGUGCGCGACGAUCUCUCCAAGGCUCUUGAAGCUUGUCGCGCAUUUUCACGGAGAGAAUCUGACACAGUCAAUGCCACGCUCAGAGAUAUCGAGGCAAAGCUACAAGAUACUCAGCAGCAGCUUUUGCAAGAGGUGGAGAGAUCAAACAUCUUGGAAAGUCAGCUCGACGACCAAAAUCAACACGACAAAUUGGAUCAAAUACUUUCGGCUGUCUCCUCACGCGACCAAGAGCUCCGGCGUCGGGAUGAGAUGAUCAACGGCCUCACAGCGGCUCUCAAGGGGCAUUUCGAUGAGCUUGAAGCUGCGCUGCGCAUGACCAACACCAGUCAGAUGGACUUGCGACAUUCAAUGACCCAAGUUCAAGAGAGCAUCCAGAAUCAGCUCACAACGCAGUUGGAUGGACACUGCUCUCGCGAAGCAGAUAUGCGCCAGGAGCUUAUUGAGAUGGCUGAAGAGAAGACUCAAUGUGCGACGCUUCUUGAUGUUCGAUACCGCCAACUAAAGGAUGUUGAGGUUUCAAAUGAGAAGAAAACGGAAGAAGCCCAAGGCCUGCGCCUUCAGAUCGCGAGCCUUGAAAGUACUUCAAACCAGGAAGCGACUCUGGCGAGCGAUAUUGUAGAGCUUCGACAGGCAUUGUCUAAUAAGGACGCCCAGAGCACCGUCCUGCAGCAACAGAUUCAAGACCUCAAUGUCAUUCACCAGAAUGAAAUUGCCCUUCUGAAAAAGAAUAUGGAGCUUGAAAUCUCUGGGCUGCACGAAGAGGCUAACAUCAAGACAUUGAAGAUCUGCGACAUGGAGAGCCAAUUCCGAGACCAGACUGAAAGGCGCCAAAAAGACACUGGAGACAUCAAAGAGCACCUUACGAGCAUCUAUGAGAGAUUGCAGCAGAAAAGAGAAGAGCCUCUUCGUUCGGUUGUCAGUGACACUAUUGAUGCCGCGAUACAGACGGAGUGUCGCGGGACAACAAAUAGCGGACGCGACGUUGUUUUCGAGGAUACUACUGUCGUGCGUAGCGAAGUCCGAAAGGAACCGGACGAGUCUCCCAGACAUGUUCCUAUCCUAGAGCAAGAUGCAACAGCCGAGACAGCUAGAUUACGGAGAGAUCUGGUUGACGCUGAGCAGCGAAUUGCCAAUCUAACUCAUAGGCUAAAGAGUCCAAGCCAGUCUCCCAUGGAUGAUAACGCUCUCAACAGGCUCAAGCAAACCGACAAGGAGCUCUUGGUAGCCAAGCAACAGUUGAGAAUACUGGAGGAGAGUGCAGUAGAUGUGAAGGGCAUGAACGAACAGUUCCAGACAAUGCUCGCGAUACAACGAGUUCUACACCACACGCACCAGUCUUGUUUGGCAGAAACAGAAGCAGCCGAGGCAAGGAUGAGCAACACUGUUGGCCCUGCUCCCGCUAGACAGUUCGAUUUGGAAUCUGUAAGCCUCGAACAUUUUAAGCCACGCGGUGAUGAGCAGAGUAGCUCUCAGCACGACCGUGACAACGAUGCCUCCCCUACGGCGGUAGUCGUCCAACUCCGCGAGAAACGUAUCGUACUACGAACACCUAGUCAAUCAGAGGCGGGCGAAGCCCUGCAAAUGGUGUCCAAUGACGAAGAGCGCACACAGAGAAGAGUCAUGGGACCGACAAAAUCGAUACUGCGUCGUCGCCCUACCACUGACUCGAAGGUGUUUGAGCCAAUCUCAGGUGGCCCGUUCAAGUUCACUCCAGCCAUGAGGAAAAACGGGCUCCCCUCAGGCCUCAGGGCAUAUGACCAGCCGGUGGUCGGGCACGUCAGGACUUUUGACUAUGUCGCUAACAAUCGUGCCGUGACAAGGUCGCUCCAAAGCAGCGUACUGGGCCCCCACGCAAUAUUCCGAGAGUCUGGCCUAUUUAGUCCCAUAGAACGUCAGCGGCGUGAGCUGCAAGCCCCAGGCCCGAGCUUGCAGGCAAUCAAAGGCAAGCGGCCAGGACAGUUCGAAAGCGUCACAGAAAGCAAGAAACCGCGGGUGGACGAUGACAUCGAAGAUGUGACGGAAGCAGAAGAGGUCUCCCGUCACUUUUCGACCAAACCCGGCACCUCUGGCGCGACAGCGGGGCCAAAGUUGUGUCCAACAGAGCAGCGUGAUCGUCCGAGAAAGGUGACAAAGACAUAUUCCAAGCUGAAUCCUGUCAAAGAGACGAUGGCCGUUUUUUAG
Molecule: messenger RNA, 2325 nt
Organism: Verticillium nonalfalfae
Lineage: Eukaryota; Fungi; Ascomycota; Sordariomycetes; Glomerellales; Plectosphaerellaceae
Exons: 3
Coding region: 1-2325 (774 amino acids)
Source: RefSeq, a predicted model, not a curated record